AUGGCGAAUGUAGGGGAGGUUGUGCAUGGUCGGUCGUCAAGUGGUCCUUCGUCACUGGCAGCUCUAGCCGCGGCAUUCAUCCCCACGGCUGUCAUUGCGGCACUCAACAUCCUAGCUUUCGUCAUCGUCAGGCCUCAUUUCCCCAAGAUCUACUUUCCCAGGACCUUCAUCGGUACGAUUCCAGAAAAAGACAGGACGCCAUGUCGCAACCGCUCAUCCGGGUACUGGGACUGGCUGCACACGAUGCGCACCGUGCCUGACAAAUCCGUCUUGUAUCAUGUUUCGCUGGACUCGUAUCUCUUUUUGCGCUUCAUGCGCACGUUGAUCUUCAUCUGUGUGGCUGGCGUUGCUCUUACCUGGCCUAUUUUGGGGCCGGUGAAUUGGUUUGGUGGCGGGAGGAGCAAGGAGCUGAACCGGGUGUCGAUUGGGAAUGUGAAGAAGACUGAACUCUUGUAUGCGCAUGCUGUUGUGGCCUGGGUGUUCUUUGGGUUCGUCAUGUUCACUGUUGCGAGGGAGAGGCUGUGGCUUAUUGGGUUGAGGCAGGCGUGGAAUCUGUCCAAGAAGAAUGCGAAGAGGCUGUCUUCGAGGACGGUGCUUUAUCUCGCUGCGCCGACGGCUGCGCUGGAUGAAGCGAAUAUGCAGCGGUUUUUUGGGAAUGAUGCAGUCAGGAUUUGGCCGGCAACCAAGGCUGACAAGCUGCAGUCCUUGGUCGAUGCGAGAAACUCUCUUGUGGAGGAUCUAGAGUCGGCGGAGAUGACGCUGAUCCAGAACAUCAACCGGGAAGUUCGAAAGAAUCAAAACCGCAACAUCAAAUACGACAAUCUUCCGAAACAAAUGAAGAAGUCGUUGCGACCAACGCACAAAGAGGACAAGCCAAUCAUUGGCAAGGAAGUCGACAGCAUUGAUUACUAUCGCAAUCAGAUCAAGGAAAAAGAGGCCGAAAUCACCAAAGCCCGCGACUCCAACGAGAAUGUCGACAGCCAGAAUGGCGCAGCAGCAGUCUUUGUCGAAUUUCGCUCACAAGUCGCUGCUCAGCGCGCGUGUCAGCAGAUUGCCUCGUCGGACAUUCUCUCACUCACUCCGCGGUAUACAGGCGUCAGGCCCAACGACGUCAUUUGGAAGAAUCUGAAUUUGGCGCCUGCACGCAGAAUAUCGCAGGAUGGCGUUGCGAUUACGCUGGUGAUUGCUACGAUUCUGUUCUGGUCUAUUCCGGUGUCCCUUGUAGGUGCACUGUCGAACAUUCAGUAUCUGGCCGAGAAUGUAAAGUUCUUGAGCUUUCUGAACAAGUUGCCGCCGUCGAUUAUGAGUCUGCUGAGUGGGUUGAUACCGCCGAUUCUGCUGAGUGCGUUGGCGAGAUGGGUGCCCAAGAUAUUCAGGAAUAUCUUCACCUACUUUGGAGACGCGACAAAGACUACGGUUGAGCUGCGGGUACUGAAAUGGUUCUUCGUAUUUCAGGUCCUGCAGGUGUUCUUGGUUACGACGCUGUCGUCUGGAGCUGCGGCAGUGGCUUCGCAGCUCUUGAUGAAUCCUGGCUCGGUGCCGCAGUUGCUUGCAGAACGUCUCCCUUCUGCGUCGAAUACGUACCUUACGUAUUUUGUAGUCCAGGCGUUGAGCAAUGCACCGAGUAAUAUCUUGAACUACUCGGAUGUACUCUUCUACGUCUUCUACGAUCGAGUAUUCGACAACACGCCGAGAAGGAAGUACAACAGCUUCAUCGACCUCAAGGGUAUGGCAUGGGGCAAGCUCUUCCCCAAGUACGGUAACUUUGUCAUUAUUGCAAUUGCGUACUCGUGCAUCGCGCCACUGGUGCUCGGCUUUGCCGCCAUUGGUCUCAUAAUCUUCUAUUGGUCCUACCGCUAUCAAUUCCUCUUCACCAACAAUCCGAAGAUUGACACCAAAGGUCACGCCUACACCCUCGCCCUCCAACAAAUCCUCACAGGAAUCUACAUUGCCGAGCUCUGCCUCUUUGGGCUGUUCAGCCUCCGCGGUGCCACAGGGCCAGAUUUUGCCUUGGAUUCAGAGCAUGAGGGUGGUGCAGAUGAACAAGCGCCUCUAUUGAGCGCAGCUGAACAAGGCGAGUCCAUGGCCCUCGAGCAUGCGGAUUCCCAUAUUCAACGCCUUUCCUCGCGCACAAGUCUCAAGCCCUCGACCAUUGCACCCCUAGCGCAUUUCGCACAGCCCCAUGUCUACGCCAGCUACACGGCCAUGAAAGCCUGGCUGCGUGACGGCGACUGGGACGAGGAUGACGAGCCGCAGUAUACAGACGACGAGGUUGCCAAGGCGUAUGCGAAUCCGGCGUAUACGAGCAGCACGCCGGUGGUGUGGUUGGCGAGGGAUGAGGUUGGGGUUAGUGCGCAUGAGGUGAGGGAGAAUGAGGAGAAGGGGGUCAGGUGUUCGGAUCGGGGGGCGUGGUUGGAUGGGGAGGGGAGGGUUAGGUGGAGUGUGGGUGAUUUUGGGGAGGUGCCUGUUUUCAAGGGGGGGAAGGGGUGGUGA
Molecule: messenger RNA, 2493 nt
Organism: Plenodomus lingam JN3
Lineage: Eukaryota; Fungi; Ascomycota; Dothideomycetes; Pleosporales; Leptosphaeriaceae
Source: RefSeq, a predicted model, not a curated record